AUGGGCACGCUAGCACAGUCAACGGCGAUUGCUGUGGCACCAGAGGAUGUCGAAACGGCUAGAGCUACCAGCAGCCAUGCGGGGGAUCAUAGCGGAGAUGUCGCCGAUGUCGAUUAUUCGGUCUUCACGAUUAGCCAGCGACGAUUCAUUGUUUUCAUGGCGUCGUGGGCUGGUUUCUUCUCGCCAGUUUCUUCCCAGAUCUAUUUUCCAGCUUUGAAUACGCUGGCUCGGGAUCUUUAUGUUUCGAACUCGCUGAUCAAUCUGACACUUACGAGUUAUAUGAUUUUCCAAGGCCUGUCGCCCAUGUUUAUUGGUGAUUUUGCAGAUAAAGCUGGAAGGAGGCCUGCCUAUAUCGUGUGUUUCGCCAUCUAUAUCGCCGCCAACAUUGGACUGGCCCUGCAGAACAACUACGCGGCCCUCUUCGUCUUACGAUGUCUACAAAGUGCAGGAAGCAGUACCACAAUUGCCCUUUCUUCAGGGGUCGUGUCUGAUGUGGCCACUGCGUCCGAACGUGGAUCCUACAUGGGCUUCGUCACCGCUGGUUCUCUUUUAGGGCCGUCGGUUGGCCCGGUCAUUGGAGGUCUACUCUCGCAGUUUCUCGGCUGGCGAGCGAUUUUCUGGUUCCUCGUCAUCUUCUCGGGUGCUUUCCUAGUCCCAUUCUUGAUUUUCUUCCCAGAGACCGCACGAGGUGUCGUCGGUGAUGGUUCAGUGCCGCCUCAAGCCUGGAACAUGUCCUUGACAAGUUAUCUCAAAGCCCGGAAAGCUCGCGAGGAAGGCAUCGAAGUUCCCGUCAGCUCAUCUAGGCAGAAACUACGGUUUCCCAACCCUCUACAGACACUGGCAAUUGUGGCUCAAAAGGACAUCAGCAUCCUCCUCUUUUGUAAUGCUAUCCUCUUCGCUGGUUUCUACGAUGUCAGUGCCACAAUUCCCUCAAUUUACAACGAGCUAUACGGUCUGGACGAUCUCCAGAUUGGACUGUGCUACAUUCCAUUCGGACUUGGGGCUUCUGUUGCAUCCAUCCUGAACGGAAAGUUAUUGGAUUAUAAUUACCGCCGCAUAGCGAAGCAACUACGAUUUCCUCUCGUCAAGAAUCGCCACACGGACCUGAGAAAUUUCCCAAUCGAGAAAGCUCGCCUCCAGAUUGCCUUUCCGAUGCUUACAGUUGGAAGUCUCUCUAUCCUGGCUUUCGGGUGGUGUUUGAACUUUGGAGUUCCUUUGGCUGCCCCAACCACGAUCUUGUUUCUGAUGGGGUUUGCGCUGACAGGAGCUUUCAACACUAUGAGUACGAUUCUGGUAGACUUCUAUCCGACACAGGCUGCCAAAGCCACAGCGGCCAACAAUAUUGUGCGAUGCUUGCUCGGGGCUGGUGCGACCGCUUUGAUUGACCCCAUGCUUGCAGCCAUGGGCCGUGGAUGGUGCUUCACUUUCGUGUCGCUAGUUAUGUUAGCGACAUCUCCGUUGCUCGUGCUAGUCAUCUACAAGGGGCCGAAAUGGCGCGAAGAGCGUCGCCAAAAAGAAGACGCCAAGAAAGUUGAGACAGAGACGAGCCUUACGUGUGAGAAGUGA
Molecule: messenger RNA, 1566 nt
Organism: Penicillium daleae
Lineage: Eukaryota; Fungi; Ascomycota; Eurotiomycetes; Eurotiales; Aspergillaceae
Product: MFS transporter
Exons: 2
Coding region: 1-1566 (521 amino acids)
Biological process (GO): transmembrane transport
Molecular function (GO): transmembrane transporter activity
Source: RefSeq, a predicted model, not a curated record